This is a messenger RNA of Hylaeus anthracinus, 9348 nucleotides long. RefSeq lists its product as uncharacterized. Gene Ontology annotation, biological process: positive regulation of protein catabolic process; negative regulation of canonical Wnt signaling pathway; negative regulation of microtubule depolymerization. Gene Ontology annotation, molecular function: gamma-catenin binding; beta-catenin binding; microtubule binding. Gene Ontology annotation, cellular component: beta-catenin destruction complex; catenin complex; cytoplasmic microtubule. The coding region runs from base 12 to 7739 and encodes 2575 amino acids. Lineage: Eukaryota; Metazoa; Arthropoda; Insecta; Hymenoptera; Colletidae. The record is from RefSeq and is a predicted model, not a curated record. The transcript is spliced from 7 exons.
AGGAGGAUGCCAUGGAGCCGGAAGUGAAGGAGGAGGACGAACGAAGGUCGUCCACGCCGAGCCCCGAGAUUUACGUAAGGAGGAAUAAACGCUACAAUGAAGGUGGAAGCAGCGAGGAAGAGAGUAAGCCAGACACGUCUUUGCAGAGUCACAGAUUACCUUCCUCUUAUCGAGGGACCUGGCCCAUUAGAAGAGACCUUUGGGCCAAUCAACAAAUGGGAUUCUCCACUCAACAAAGCCCGUCAACCACUGUACAUAACGAUGUAGCCAGCGUGAUGAGUUUUUCCUCGAAUUCCGGCACGGCGCUGUCCUGUUCCGCGGAGAUGCAAGGCGAUCGACGAUUGGGAGCCAAAGUGGACGUGGUUUACAACCUCCUGGGAAUGCUGGGGAGCACGGAAGGCGGAGAGGACAUGAGCGCGACGCUGCUGUCGAUGAGCACUUCGAUAGACAACUGUUUGAUAAUGAGGCAAUCGGGAUGCCUGCCUUUGUUGGUGCAGUUGAUUCACGCUCCCGGGCAGGAUCCAGAGACCAGAGAGAGAGCUUCGAGGGCUCUGCACAAUAUAGUACAUGCUAAAAGCGACGAGAGAGCCGGACGUCGGGAGGCUAGGGUUCUCCGAUUUUUAGAGCAAUUGAGAGACUAUUGCCAGGCGCUGAGAUCUUCUUUGGAAACGGGACAGGUCCCCGACGACUUGGAGAGACAUCCGGGACCGACGAUAGCCGCGCUGAUGAAGCUCUCGUUCGACGAGGCCCAUCGUCACGCUAUGUGCCAACUAGGUGUCCUCCACGCGGUGGCGGAGCUCAUCGAGAUGGAUCACAUGGCUCACGGGAGCGAAUGCGACGACCCGAACUGCAUCACUCUACGCAGGUACGCUGGAAUGGCGCUGACGAACUUGACGUUCGGGGACGGGAACAACAAAGCGCUCCUCUGUUCCUUCCGAGAGUUCAUGAAGGCGUUAGUAUCGCAGCUGCGAAGUCCCAGCGACGAUCUCAGACAGGUGACGGCAAGCGUCUUGAGGAAUCUGUCGUGGCGAGCCGACACCAGCAGCAAGCAGACGUUGAGGGAAGUCGGUGCCGUGACCGGGUUGAUGAAAGCAGCGAUGGAAGGUCGAAAGGAAUCGACGCUCAAGUCUAUUCUGUCGGCCCUUUGGAACCUCUCCGCGCACUGCAGCACGAAUAAAAUAGACAUCUGCGCCGUGGAAGGUGCCCUCACGUUUCUCGUGGAUAUGUUAAGCUACGUAGCGCCGUCCAAAACGCUCGCGAUCGUCGAGAACGCCGGAGGUAUACUGAGGAACGUCUCCAGUCACAUUGCGGUCAGGGAGGACUACCGAUCCAUCGUGAGAGAAAGGGGAUGUCUUCAAGUUUUGCUGCAACAGCUGCGAUCGCCGAGUCUGACGGUCGUAAGCAAUGCUUGCGGAGCGCUCUGGAAUCUCUCGGCUCGAUGCCCGCAGGACCAGCGAUUGCUGUGGGAUCUAGGCGCUGUCCCCAUGCUACGCAGUCUCAUCCACUCGAAGCACAAAAUGAUCUCUAUGGGUUCCAGCGCGGCGCUGAAGAAUCUGUUGAGCGCCAGGCCAGGGUGCAACAACCUGGUUCAUUUGGACUCGACGGCUCGCGGAUUAGGGCUUCCAACUCUGCCCUCCUUGGUCGCUCGGAGACAGAGAGCGCUGGAGCAAGAGAUAGAUCAGAACCUAGCCGAGACUUGCGACAACAUCGAGCCCAGCACGUCUCCCACGAACAAGGACGAUAAAUUUAUGUUUAAGGUGGAUCACAGCUUCCUGGGGAUCAACGCGCGAGCUCUGCGCACGUACCAGUUACACAAUCAACCCAGCACGUCCAGCGUAAAGUCCAACGGGGUCGCCAGGAGCGAGAGCAGGGACUCCAUGAGGUCCGUGACGAGCACCCACUCGGACACCAUGUUCGAGAGAGUGAAUCGUCACGUGAUGAACGGACUCUCCCCUACCGACAUCCAGAUCAAACAGCAGUCCUCGUCGUUGCACUCCGCUGUCGGGUUCGACACGGGGAUGACCAGCGAUGGUCACUCGAAAACCUCCGAGAAAAAGUACACGUUGCGUUACAAGAACGCUAUCCCUGACCGUUUGAAGUCGUCCGAGACUUUCAACGGUCUCAGCGAUUUCCGGUGCACCAACUCGACGAUCUCAUGGUCCUCGGCGCCGGACCAAGAAUCCGCCUGUUCCCAAAACUUGCUUCACUCUUCGGUCGAGGAUAACUUGCCCCAGAGCAUCUCGUCGAAGGCUGGUAGCCAGUCCAGCGUGUCCGAGGAAACCGAGCUGGUGUGCGGGAAAACUGAGUACCAAUGCAAGCCUGGGAUCGAUAAACCGUCGACGUUGGCCUUCGUCAGCAGCGACUCGCCGGCAAAGGACGUCGGUUUUGGCAACAUUUACGACAAGUCCGUGCUGAGUCCGUUGAACAACAUACAGAAAGCCAUCUCUCCGACCGUCGCGAACGGCAAUUUGUUCUACGCCGAGACAGAUUUGGAUCAACCGACUGAUUACAGUCUGCGAUAUGCGGAAAGGAGUUUGGAGGACGAGGACAAGCAACGCUCCCAUUAUUUUGCCAGCAACGAGCAGGAACUCAUUCACGAGGACACGGUGAAGACCUACUGCACCGAGGGAACACCUCAUGGAAUCUCGUUGAACUCCUCCAGAGCCGCGUCUGCUUCCGAUCUGCAGGAGGACAAUCGACUGAGGAAUUCGACGAAGAAGAUGCAGGAACAGAGGAAACUUCAGGAUAAAGAGGAAUUCAACUUGGAAUGCAAAGUGAAACUCUCGGACGAUAAUGUUGAAGAGAGUGGACAUUCUUCUACCAAAAGUCCAUCGAGUUUGAGAACUACGUUAACACAAAUGUCGUCGAACAACUUGCAUUACGAUGAGAAAAAUAAUAUGGCGUCCAAUUCUACAAAAAUUAGAUCAGAUGUGGAAGAAUGUUACGAAAUUGAAAAUGAAAUUUACGAAAAUACCGAUAAAUUCAAUCAAAAUUUUCCUGCAAACGGAAUUAAUUCGUACGUGAUCAGUGCACUCAAGGCUUCUAACGAUUCAGGAUGUAAGGAAUUUGAACUAAAAGGCGAUACGCGUCACAUGCCUUGUACAUUAAAUAUAAACAACUCUUCCGAAUGUUUAGAUCAAGUCAGUGAUGGAGAUGAGGACGACGAAGAUCUGCUUACAGCUUGCAUUAAUAUUGGAAUGCAAAAUAAUAGACACAGGCAUUCAUUCAUAGGAAACAAUUUCGAUAAGAUUCCGCGAAACGAAAGCAAUCUAGCCAGGUAUCAGACGAGCGUUGCUCUAGAUCAAAUGGAGUGCAAUGUAUUGGUCGAAUCUACCGCGAACAGCCUCGACACGAAUCGAAUAGCAUGCGAGGAAACAAUGAGUUCCGAUAUUUGUGAAAACAAAGUUGCGAGCAGUUCGCCAAAUAUAAACAUUGCGUGCGAUUAUAGCCAGAAUACAACAAUGUUGAAUCAAAAGAUGGUACACAAUUCGAUCACGGACGACAACCUUUGCAAUUUUUCAUUGCCUUCGAAUCUGAGGAACAGUCCAAUAUUACACGAAACCGUAGUCUUCGACACAGAGCCGAGCCAACAGCAGUACUUGUCUAGCAUGGAUACUCAAUCGAACGAAGAUAUGUCAUCCUUGGUUCACAAUGAUCUUCUCGAAGAUGAAAGAAACGCGGAGGACAGCGAGAUCGACAAAGUCUCGGAAUCCUUGAAUGAUAGAAUCGCUGAGAACUCUAUGCAGCAGUCUUACACAAAAGUAACGGAUUCUGAGAGCAGCGAAUCGAUCGACUCGGUCGAGCAAUCCGAACAUGCGCUCCUGGAACUGUGCAUUCAACCUGGAUUAACGAAGACUAUCGAAAACAUUAAGCACAACAAAGCUACGUGGAAAUCUAAUAAAGAUCUAGAUCAAUGUAGCUCGAAACAAACGAAUUAUUCGGGUGAGAGCAGUCAGAUGCACGACACGUGCGAAGUGGACGGCGUUUUGAGAGAGGAGGUCGACGGAAAUCAAAAAUCGACAAUGAAGAACCCCGACACACCGAAACACGGGAAGAAAGAGGAAAUGUAUCGGCGUCAGAGGGAUCCCGACGCUAUGAUCGCAUCGUUAGACCGUUUAACCGCGACUCUGGUGCAGCAGACGGAAGCGAUACGCGAACGCGAUUCCAGCGCGAUGAAACAGAGCAUAUUGAGCGACACGUGGAACGAGGAUUCUCCUAACGAAGUCUCCUUCCCCAGUAUCAGCAUCAGCGCUCCUAUCAUCGCCUCGUUCAAGAGCGACGUGCCCGAAGAGCAAACGACCAUUACCUCGGAAUGCGUGGAAACGGCAAGUAGCGAUGGCGGUCACAUGACGAACUCCAAGAUCAUUCAACGAGAAGCUAUCAAGCUGGCCGAGGCCGUAGACGCGGAGAUAAACAAGAACGAGUUAGAAAUGACGAGCAUGACGUCCAUGGACUUGGAAGCAAUCAAACCCCCUUCCACGAUGGGGAGCUUGUUGUCCUUGACAGCCAGUUACGCGGGUUCGGGCGAUUACAGCGAGACGUUCGUUAACAGAGACAGAUGCAACUCCACGUCCCUUCCACCGAUGCAGCUGAAGACUUCGUCCUUCACGGACUUCAAAAACUGUCGCAAGAAGUCUCUUCCCCUCGGCGUGGUGGCUAAACGAGCUCUCAAUCAGACUCAGACUCACACGGGAAGUCUAGAGAAUUUAUUGAACGAGUGCAGCGGAUCACAUUUGGACAGCGUGAAGCCACCGUCGAUGAUGGACGAGCUACCAGACGUUGGCGACAUGGAGAACAGCAUGGUAAGCGUAGCGAGCAUCACGUCGGAGGUAGCCGAUCCCAAAGACCAAGACCAGAGUUUAACCAGCAGCGACGCUGUCUUCGACCUGCUGAAGCCUGUCGCGAACGUCCUCUCCAUAACUUGCAUGCGUUACGCCGAGGCCAUGCAGAGCAGCGCUAACAACAGCUUGAGCGAGUGUCUGGAGAACAUCAAUCCGCCAUCUUUGUUCAACGAAGUCUGCGAAAUGGACGAGUCGACGAUGGAGCAGGCCACGGAAACCGUCUGCAGCGACACGUUGUGCAUCGACGUCGAAUUGCGCACCGAGGAGGCUCCGCACCAGAUCUUCACGGAAAAGAUCGACGAAGGUAGCAACGACACCGACGAAGCAGUCACUCCGAUUUCUUCCGAGUAUUGUCUCACCAGUUCAGCAGAGUCCACGCCCAAGAAACGGGCGCAUAGAAAUCUGACGCCUAAACAGAAACGAACCUUGGCCAAAGAAAGGUAUAAAACGUACACCAUAGCCGCGGAGAUGAGUAGAAAGGAAGAGGAGAGGGACAAAAAGGAAAAUGGUAGCGCGCGGGAGGGAAAGAUCCCACGCGGGAAGUGUUCUCCAUUUUCCAAGCUGACACCCAAGCAACGUAGGCAGGAGGACAGAGCCAGAUUCCAGACGCAGGUGUUAGAGAAUCCUUUUCCUCAACCGAGUCAAGUGCAACAGGAAGCCGAUGUCCGCGAGCAAGAGAAUCCCGAAACGGAACCGUCGUCUGCCGUUAAAUCUGCUAUUCCUACGUUUACUAAACUGUCUGGCUGCAAAACGCUGAUCAAGAAACGUAUGGAACAGAAAAAGAAUCGCGAGAGGUAUCGCACGAGGACGUUAGACGACUCCGAGUGCAUAUUCAGAGAAGCAGAGAACAACGCCGCCGCGAACACGGCGGAAGGUGGCGAGUCCAACGCGACGCGCAUCGCCCAGUCCGAGGAAAUUCAAAUCAUGUUGCAGCAGAACGCUACCAUCGUGCUGAACACCUUGAACGAGUCGACCAAGGUUAACGAGACCGGGGAGGAACCGUUGUUAGACUGCGAGACGAUCAGUCUGGUGUCCAACGAAUCGGAGUCGGAAAGAAAUCUGCGAAUGCGAUUUCUGAACGGUGUCUCGAAGAAACUGAUAGGUGCCUGCAGCCAGCAAAUGGACGAAGCGCUGGAAUCCGAGCAAAAUCAGAAGGAGACGGUCGAAAUUGAGACGAACAGAUCUCAGGAGGACAUCAGGUACGCGGAUACCGUGGAAAGCGAGAGCGAGAACGAGUCGAACAACGCCGAAGAACAGCCCAGGGAAACGAAGCGACCGAGGAUAAUUAAACCAGGAAUGGUAAGAGAUCACAGCAACGAUUCCAACGCAACGGACAGGUCCGAGCCGGAGAGUCCUAAAGCUAUUCGCGGCAGAAGGAAAGCUCUCUACUCGAACCCCAUAACGCGCAAACCGACGCCUCAGUCGUCCCCGUUGAAGCAACCGAAUCCUGUCAGCGGAAUACCCAUUGGUCGCAGCAACACCUCUCCCAUCGUGAGAGCUACUCGAGCCACCACGCUGAGGCAGAACAACAACAGUCCAAGUAACGGUAUGAAAGAUUCUCCAAAGGCAAACUCGAGUCCUAAAAUUCCUUCGUUAACAGACGGAGAGAAACGAACGAAGAAGAUGUCAGCAGCUGCGAAGAGAGCGUCCGUUCCUCAAAAGGGAUCGUCGUUGACCUUCACUAAAUCCGUGAAAAGACACAGCACGCCUCCUACAUGUUCCUCGAAUUUUCAAAACGACGCCAAGCCGGAUGUUAAGCCUUUAGAACGGCAGGGUACGUUUACCAAAGACGAACCGGAAGUGGAAAACGCGCCCCUGGUGGUCUCUACGUCCUCUUCCCCGAUUAAGACGAAAAUCGCGAAACCCAUCAAGGGAGCCACUUCCAAAGUAUAUCCUACGAUGGUGAAACCUAAAAUCGCGCCGAAAACGCACCAGGUGCAUCAGUCGAAAGUCGGGAAAGUAGCUCCGGAAAAGCCUCCCAAAACGGCACCGCUGCUGGUGGCUCCGAAACGAUUGCCUACGGGCAAAGUAGCCGCGACUACGAAAAUUCCAGCUAGCAAUCAAACCGGCGUACAAGCCGAGAACGGUAAGAUUUUCCGCAAGAUAGGUCCACUCGGUCAACGAUCCAACAGCAAUUCCAGCAUCGUCUCCAAUUCGUCGACGGGAAUACAGACCAGAAGGCUAGCGAAAGAAGCGACGAGCAAAAUCGCGAGUCUUUGGAAGAAGGUAGAGGAGAGCAAGAGCAAGCAACGAUUCGAAAAGCCUGACACCAGACAGUGGGUGCAGCCAGGCAGUUGUGCCAACGACGUGGACGGACCUUCUCCUGUGAAUACUCCACCAGCUUUCAGAUUGUUCCGUAGUUCGACGUUCGAAGGCGUACCCCAGGAAAACGAUGACACGGAGUCGACAUUGUACAAGUCCAAAUCGAAAAGACCAUUAGUAGUGGGGAUGCAGUCUAGCAAAGCGAAAUAUAGAAACUCUUGCGACUUGAGCGGAAUGAAUUCAAACGACGCACCUUGCAAAAUACCCGUAAAGUCCAACGAUGCAUCCACCUACAAGAAAGACUCUGUACAGGUGGGAGACGCGUCAGUGAUUUUACGGAAGUCGCAAAACACCGAGUCUUCCGCCGUGGAGGUAGACCCCACGAAACGAAUAUCGCGCCUUGGUUCCUUCAUAAGAGUGGACUCUGCGAACGCAGAAGGCUCUGCACAAACUUACGUCAAUGGCGGUGUGCGUACACCUGCCUCCGCCAUUGUACCACCUUUCAAUUAUAAUCCGAAGCCAGACAUUCCUUCGCAGACAACCAAAAUUACACAAAACGAGAGCGAAAGUAGGUUUGGAACGACGGAUUGUCACAGCGACAUAGUCACAGCUUCUACGAGAGUAACAACAGUAUAAGAGAGCCCGUUAUAUUUAUAAAGUAAUCAUGUUUUUAUUUCUUUUUUUUUUUGUUAAAACUUAAUCAGAACAAUAUGGAGCGAAGAAAAUCAAGAGAUCUCUCCGAUCAACUAACGGAAAUCUUAAUUUUAAUCUUUUCUUUUGUAGCAUCACUUUUUCAUUUCUGGCUAGUCAUUGUACAUUUGCUUCGCAUUGCGUUGACCACUAAUCGAUGCGUGAUACGCAUUACAAGUACUCAGUAAGUAAGUUAAUAAUUUCUUUUUACCUCAUCGUUCGAUGUCACGGAAAAUCUCCAUCGUAUUUCAUUGAUUUUUACACUUUAAAUGUAAAACGGUCACUCUGAUAUAAUUGUUUGUUGCAUCGCAACGCAAGUUUUUUAAGAGAUACGAACAAAGUGUUAAAUAGUAGCUGGAAAUUCUGAUAUCAUUCCUAUUCACUUUGCGUGUUGUAUAUACAUUGUAUUGAGAAAUUCCACGAUUAGGAAGAAAUUUAAAAUUUCUGUAGUACGUAGCAGUGAUUACCUUUGAUUAUUUAUUCAAUUUUGUAUAUAUUGAACGUGGAUGGAAAAUGUAGAAAGUUUAGUGAUAUAUAUAUUAUAUAUAUUACGACUCACAGUGUAUAUCGCAGGAGAUAUGUCGCUGUACAUCUUUGUAAUAGGUAAAUUUGCAAGGAAUGAGAUCUGUAUUUUGUUUCCAUCGUAACUGAUUUGUAUUCCUUCAACGGAUACAAAGUCUAAUUACUUUCAAAGACUGAUAGAAACACGAUGAAGAUUUGGACAAAGCUUGGACAUCUUCGACGCAACAGAUUGUUACGAUAAAGAGAUAGUAACAUUUGUAUCGAUGUUAGCGGUCUAAGUAACGCUAAACUGGCAUUAUAUGAAAAAAAAAGAAAAAAAAAAACAAAAUUUUGUAAACUUUACUUUAAGUUUCUAGUCUACUUAAAAAUCAACAGGUGAUGUAGCUUCUAUUUUGGUCAUAUGUACUACGUAAAAUCAAAUUGCAUGUAAGAAAUGUCUACACGGAUUCGACCGUUACCCUGUCUAAAAUUAAUAUAGGUACAGUGAAGAGUGUGUACGGAUCAAUUAUGUAUCUACAGGUCUGAAAAUCGGAAACUUUGCCAUGGACUUUAUAUUAAUUUUAUUUCCAUAUCUUUUCUUUUCUUUUAGAUUCAUUGAAAAUUUGCUGCAUAUUUUGGACAUUGAAGAACAUAUUUUGUUUUCUUCUAUAUCGCGUCAUCUUUCCUUCUACGUGCAUCGAAACGAUUUAAGAUCUCAUUAGAACGAAACCGUUUGGCGCGAUAUGGAGUAGAUUUUAAUGUGCAUUAUUUACAGAGAUUUAUUACUCGUGUUUUACCCUGUUCCAGUUCGAGUUAAUUAGAUUUAACCCUUCCAACUUGGAACCACAUCAGGGUAGUUAUAUGUUUUCCUUUAUAUGAGAUUUGGUCUGUACACCAGACUCCUUUUCCACAGUUCUUUUGUAAUACCCGUCAUUUAGUUAGAUAUUAAGUGUAAUUCAGUUUUUUUGUUACGUUGUAUUUUAGAUUUGGCAGACAUCUUAACGAUUUGUAUAUUAAUAAUUGCAGUACAAUAAAAUUUAUAGCUACUAAUGUC